CACGAAAAAACCCUCCUAAAUGGAUCGGCGGGGCGUUGACCAGGCUGGCCAAGUCUACCGCUGGCUGGCCAAUUGCUUCCAUCGAUCCUCACAACCCAUUUCUUCCUAUCAUCUCUUGGCCUGAUGCUUAAUCGGGCCCCAAAAUCAUGCCACUGCAAGAUAGAAUUAUGAAGGAUCCGAAUCCGAUCCUCUUAAUUAUUUUCUUACUCAGCUUUCUCAGCUUCACCUCCAACGUAAUUGGCUCCCAACGGCUUUACAAUCUCUGCACAAAUGCAAGCAUUUACGAUCCAAAAGGUACCUACAGAGCCAACCUCGACACCCUCUUGUCCGCUCUCUCCACCGCCGCCAACACCAGCGGUUUCUACAACUCCUCCGCAGGAAGCAGCUCCUCCGACCAAGUCCACGGCCUCUUCCUCUGCCGCCACGAUGUCUCAACCCAAGCUUGCCGAGACUGCGUGGCGGAUGCUAGCGGGGAAAUAGUGCAGCUGUGCCCAAAACAGAGAGAAGCCAUCAUCUGGUACGACAAUUGCAUGCUGCAGUAUUCAAACCAGUCCGUCUUCUCCAACAAGGGGAAAGUUCUCAUGUUAAAUUCGCUGAAAAUUGACGCUUCGAGCCUGACCCAGUUCAGGCAGGUUUUGGGGGAAACCAUGGGAGACAUAGCUACCCAGGCUGCAAGAAACGAACCGGGGACGAAGUUUGCCAUUAAUGAAACCAAAAUCAUGGGGAAUCAGCAGCUAUAUACGCUUGCUCAGUGCACCCCACAUUUGUCAAUUUCGGCUUGCAACUCUUGCAUCGCCGAUGCUAUCUCCAGAUUGCCGAAUUGCUGCGACGGGAUGAAAAGCGCAAGAGUUCUAACGUCCAGUUGCCACGUCAGGUAUGAUAUUUUCUACCUUAACACCACCGCAUCGCUGCCGGCAUCCGUCGUUCCUCCGCCGCGUUCGCCAAACAGUCCAGAAUCAGGAAGCCAUGGAAGUAAAGGGAAAAAAAUUAUUAUCUCAAUCAGUGCCAGUGGAGCAGCAAUGUUGCUAGGGGCAGCAUUGCUUGGUUCUUACUUUUACCUGAGCAAAAGAAAGAAGAAAGAAGAUAAUCAAGAAGCUCAAUUGAAGGGCUUGGUUGGAGGAAUGCUCGGCAAUGACUACAACAUUGGUCAGACAAAAUCUCAAGACUUACCUACCAUCCAACUGGAUCUUAUACUUGCAGCCACGGCUCAUUUUUCUGAGAAAAAUAAGCUUGGACAGGGAGGAUUUGGUCCAGUUUACAAGGGUGUGUUACCAGACGGCCGGGAGAUCGCUGUUAAGAGGCUCUCGAGAACUUCUGUCCAAGGACUGCAGGAAUUCAAGAAUGAAGUUAUUUUGAUUGCAAAAUUACAACAUAAGAAUCUUGUCAGACUCCUUGGUUGUUGCUUGGAGGGGAGCGAGUCAUUGCUGGUCUACGAGUACAUGCCCAACAAAAGCUUGGAUUUCUUUCUCUUUGAUUCAACUAAAAGUGUAGAACUAGACUGGAAAAGACGCCUUCUCAUAAUUAAUGGAAUUGCUCGUGGUAUUUUAUACCUACAUGAGGAUUCUCGACUCAAAAUAAUUCACAGGGACCUUAAAGCUAGCAAUGUUCUGUUAGACGACAAGAUGAAUCCCAAAAUAUCAGACUUUGGGAUGGCAAAGAUUUUUAGUGAAGAUCAAAAUGAAGCCAACACAAAUAGAGCAGCCGGGACAUAUGGAUAUAUGGCCCCGGAGUAUGCCAUGGAAGGGCUAUUUUCAGUGAAGUCCGAUGUAUUCAGUUUUGGUGUUCUCUUACUAGAGAUAAUAAGUGGCAAAAGAAGCAAUGGUUUUUACCUAUACGAGCAGGGUUAUAGCCUCCUCACUUAUGCUUGGAAAUUAUGGACCGAAGGGCAAGCACAGGAGCUGAUUGACCGUUUACUUGUAGAUUCAUCUCAAUUAAAUGAAGUGUUGAAGUGUAUGCACAUUGGCUUGCUGUGCGUUCAAGAAGAUCCAAUGGACAGACCUACCAUGUCAUCUGUAGUUGUUAUGUUAGCAAACAACACUUUGGCACUGUCUGAACCAACACGACCAGCAUUUUCUGUGGGGCGAAGAGUCUUGACAUCACCUCAGCCCGUAGCCUCUGUUAAUGAGGUAACUCUUUCAGAUGUAUUACCCCGGUGACGUUCACAGUUAAAACUCUUAUUCUUAGCAAAUUGGUAUUUUGUUCCGCUUUGUAGUCUUUAAUCCAAUUUUUGUUGGGGAAAGUUGAUGUACAUGUGAGCAUGUCAUGCACACAAUAGGAAAAUGGAUAUAUUUGUGUGUAUGAUUGUUGUUGAUUUA
Molecule: messenger RNA, 2315 nt
Organism: Diospyros lotus (date-plum)
Lineage: Eukaryota; Viridiplantae; Streptophyta; Magnoliopsida; Ericales; Ebenaceae
Product: cysteine-rich receptor-like protein kinase 15
Exons: 7
Coding region: 147-2156 (669 amino acids)
Biological process (GO): protein phosphorylation
Molecular function (GO): ATP binding; protein kinase activity
Source: RefSeq, a predicted model, not a curated record